This is a messenger RNA of Aspergillus bombycis, 1089 nucleotides long. RefSeq names its product glycosyltransferase family 32 protein. The transcript is spliced from 2 exons. Gene Ontology annotation, molecular function: mannosyltransferase activity. NCBI's taxonomy places the organism in Eukaryota, Fungi, Ascomycota, Eurotiomycetes, Eurotiales, Aspergillaceae. Gene Ontology annotation, biological process: mannosyl-inositol phosphorylceramide biosynthetic process. The record is from RefSeq and is a predicted model, not a curated record. Bases 1 to 1089 code for a protein of 362 amino acids.
AUGGUAGCUGACUCCCCAUUUGGCUGCCUCUCUCGGCGGAGAGUCCAGCUCAUUCUCUCCAUCUCCUUCUUUCUUUUGCUCCUCUCCUACCCAUUCCGCUCAUCUAUCGUACCCUCGGUGGUGCCAGCUACCUCGCCUCCAAUCGCCCGUGAACUGCCUGCUCGCACUCUGUUAUCGCGUCCACUAUCCCGUGAUGGCACCACGAUUCCUAAGAUCAUCCAUCAGACAUGGUUUCCAGCGGGCAGCAACAUGAGUGAGCGUGCUCAAGAAUGGGUACACGGCAUGCGGACCCAGAACUCGGACUGGGAAUAUGUGCUUUGGGAUGACGAAACCAAUCGGAUGCUGGUUGAACAGUAUUUCCCUUGGUUCCUGCAGACCUAUGAUAGCCUUCCGAAAGAAAUUCUCCGGGCGGAUGUUGUUCGUAAUUUUUAUAUGUAUUUGUUUGGCGGGAUGUACGCCGACGUGGAUACUGAAGCCUUGCGCCCCGUUGCACCGCUGUUUGCCGGGCAUGAAACCGCUCUUGCCGCACAUCAAGAUAUCCUCUCGUCUGCCCAGCCAUUUCAAAAAGCUACCAUGCAGCGUGCAUUCCUAGGCCGCAUGGCUCGCACGGUAGACAUUCUGAGCUCCGCUGCGGUGCCCAACGGCUGGAUGGCAUCGCCCCCAGGCCACCCGUUUUGGCUUCUUCCGGUUCUCAACGUGAUCGAACACCCGGAGGGAACGGGUGAUGGAUCUGUUGAGGGUCUGACCGGACCUGGGGCACUGAGCUUGAUGAUCAAGAAAUACUGGGACAACUUCAAAAAUAAUUCAUUACGAGAGCAUGCAUGCAAGACUAUUCAACGGCGGGAGCCAUCCUGGCAGUUGUUUUGCGAUGAGAGUGAGCUUGCCAUGGGCGCGCACAUCCAAGACGCGCUGGUGCUCCUGCCGGAGAAGCAGGUCUACCCCUUCAGCUGGGUGGAUGAUGCGAACAAUGCCUCCGUUUGCCAGGCGGCGUGGGAGAACCCGACCUUCGAUCCGGAGGAGUGCAAACGAUUGAUGGAGGUGGAAGCUUGGCCGAGUUACUUCAUUACGUAUUGUACCCAUUCUUGGUGA